Centropristis striata (black sea bass) is the source of this 1530-nucleotide messenger RNA. RefSeq names its product exocyst complex component 1 like (gene exoc1l). NCBI's taxonomy places the organism in Eukaryota, Metazoa, Chordata, Actinopteri, Perciformes, Serranidae. The record is from RefSeq and is a predicted model, not a curated record. The coding region runs from base 85 to 768 and encodes 227 amino acids. The transcript has 4 exons.
CCCGCCUCUCACAAACUUCAACUUAAAAAAAGUAAAAAGUGUAAUAUUAUGUUCUGCUUAUGAGUGCAUCUAGUAUAUUCACUCAUGGAGCCAUGGUCCCUAAAGAAGUACAGCAUCCUUUAUGUGCUUGUAAAAUUCCUCCAUUUAAGUGCUUCACCCGACUUGUACCUGUUCCCAGAGAUUGAAUUAUUACAGGUGAUGUCGUCUCUUCUGAGGGAGGAGAUGCAGAGAGUUUUAUUCCGACCUGCAAAACAGAGACUGGUGGAGUUUAUUGAGAUUGAAGAGCCGGCACACGGAAGACAUUUCCUCUGUGUCUCAGUUUUAAAAAACAAACUGGUGCAGUUGUGUAUAGUGACAUGUCAGAUAGCUAAGACGUCCCUAAAGUCUGGAUCCAAGAGGUCGCACACCAAACGCUCCUGCAUACAGGACUGCUACAGGAGGACCGAGGUCUGGUCCCUGCAGGACCUGACUCUCGUUGACGGACGGGACCCUGAUGUGGAUGACCCCUGUUUCCUGCUGCACUUUGACAACGUGCGUACAGUGAUGGCCGUCAGCUGCUCAGCCAAAUAUACCUUUGUGCGUGCUCUGGUUGUACUCAGCGACCAGUACUGUCAGAGGUCACUGAACCUGCGGAACUUUGACUGGUCCUACAUCAAGCCAACUUCCUUUUACUCGAACAGAGGAGACUGUGUUGUCCUCACACAGAUAUGUUUCUAUGCAUUCAAUUUGGUAUGUCUGUCCAUGUGUCCCGUGCCUCUGGAUGCAUGACGGAAAGACAAAAUCAUUGUGUGUGUGUGUGUUUGUCAUUUAAAGUGUGUGUGUAUGAUAAAUAAACUGUAGCAGGUUCACUGUAUAUAAUUUGUGUUGAGGAGGAGGUGUGAAGUGAGUGUAGGCUUGUGGCUUCUGUUACACUAAUACUGUAGAGCUAAUUCACCAUGAAAUGUCUUUUGCUUUAAUACUCUGCUGAAUGUAUCAUCACAGCAAUGUAGCUGUAGCUGUAUAAUCUCGGCUCUCUUUUGCAGAGAUGUAGACUUCGGUCAAUAUGAUUUGGAUUUGGGUUGAAUCAGGUCACUGUUUUGAUGACUUGUAACUUGACAGAAAAUAAAUGACUUGACUUGGACUGGGAAGUUAAAGGAUCCUGACUUGACUUGAGACACAAUGCCUUUCAUGUUUUCAGUUGUGAUAUUAAAUAUAUUAAAUCUUCAGCAUUGCUAUUUUUGACAUUACAAGAGUCCGUGUAAAGUUACCUGUUACAACAACAUCCAGCUUUUCUGUCAUUUGAAGACUCAUUCAGAUCAGUAAGAGUCUAUAAGGGCUGAUGUUAGCUAAUGUUAGCCCACAGUCUGUUGUCUCACAGCUGUGUAGUUAGCUAGCAUUCAUCUGAUAACGAUUUAUAUCACUAAUUAGCCUUGACCUGAGACUUGACCUGCCUUAACUAAGAACUCAGCUUGACUUGACUUGGCAUAACCUUGGGCACUUACCCAAAACAAAAUGACUUGGGACUUAAUUUAGACUUGGACCAAAUGACCU